AUGUCUGUCAAAUUAAUUGGUAGAACUACAAAUUUGUAUGGUAAGACGCUCUGGGAAAUUUUAGGCAAUCUCAGAACCACUGGUGUUGGUCGUCUGGUAACCAGGAACUCUUAUGAUCGAUAUGAAGAACCUAGCUUUUUCAAAGUCUUGUCCGUCGAACCCACUGCACAAAUAGAAGAUAAAGCAAGGAAAAUAAUAGUUCACGCUCAGAAAAUAUUCCGAGGUAAACACUACAAAGAGCCCGUUGAAAUAUACAGCGUAUCGUACAAACCUGAUUAUCGAUUAAUACCCAAAGAUGAAGAACAAUUGUGGUGGGAUCGAUUGGCCAAUUGCAAACCACGAGAAAAGUUUGUACCUGGAUCUAUUGAGUUACCACCACUCAUGAGAUUGGUAUUAGAACGUGACAACAAAGAUUCUAAUAUUAAAUUGCAAUUAAAAAUUAGAGGUGGUCGAGAUAAUGUUGCUAAAUCAGACAUAACUAAAACUGCAUCUUACGGUCCAAGUUUUUUCAAAAAUCAACAAAGUAGUUAA
Macrosiphum euphorbiae (potato aphid) is the source of this 531-nucleotide messenger RNA. The record is from the annotation of a GenBank genome assembly. Lineage: Eukaryota; Metazoa; Arthropoda; Insecta; Hemiptera; Aphididae.